AUGUCGCUCAGGAAGAACUGCGACUAUUGCGUAAGCAAGAAGGUGACGUGUGAUGGAAACGCCUACGAGAAGGCGUGCAGCAGGUGUGUCAAGAGAAACAGGCCGUGCACCUUCAGCCCGAAGCAAAGAUCAGGACCGAAGCCCACAACAUGCGUGGGUGCAAGACCGGCGAACACCCAGGCCCGGCAGAGCCGCGUCCUCGCCCCGACGUCUCCUCCCGCGCUUUCGCUCGGCUAUAACACGCCGAAGUCCGUUCACCCCCGGGCAGCAGGCGACCGCAACGGUUACGGCGGGGGCGGCGGAGUCGUUGUGGCACCGGUCGGGAAGGUUAGCGAUGGCGGCGGUGGUCGGGUUGCCGGUGGCAGCGAUGGCGGCGGCACCAGCAGCACCAACGGCAGCGGUUGGGGGGGUUGCGAUGGAGGUGGUUUCGCCGGUGCCGGAAGAACUUCGACGGCCUCCGAACAUGUGCCGCAGACGACCUUGCUGGAGGGGAGGAGGAAGGAUACCCGUAGGGAUGGGCGAGAGAACCGGUGCGGAGGAGGGAGCGCUGACUUCGCCAGCCACUCCUUCAACACCAGCUUGGGCUCUACCUCGACGUCGAGGCCCAUCUCGUUCUUUUCCGGCUCUGGCCCUGGCUGGGGCGGCGACACGGUUGGAAGCCAGGGCGGCGACGCGGGUGGAAGUCAAGGCAAAGGGCGGCGGCACCAUCUGUUCCGGUUGCUCGAGGACGACUUUGACGACGCCGACAGCGGGUCGGACACCAACGACGGGCCUGGUGCCGGCGGCGGAAGUAAGACCCAUAACAACGGCAUCCGAUCCGGAAGUGGUGGCGAUAGGAGCAUUGUCGGUCGUGGGAAGGGCGUCGGUAACGGGAACGCCGACAUCUGCAUUGGCGAUGGUGCAUUUUCCUGGGGCGGGUUGGGGACCUUGGGCUACGCAUCGUUGGGGCCCGACUGGCUGUUCCAAGGUUUGCCGGAAGCUGACAACGACCACGAAGGUUCUGGACGCGACGACAUCUUGGUGUGUGCCUCUGAGGUGUAUUCUUUCGGUGCGGAACGCGCCACCACUUGA
Ectocarpus siliculosus is the source of this 1071-nucleotide messenger RNA. NCBI's taxonomy places the organism in Eukaryota, Phaeophyceae, Ectocarpales, Ectocarpaceae. The record is from the annotation of a GenBank genome assembly.